Messenger RNA from Brassica oleracea var. oleracea, 1549 nucleotides. Its product is annotated as F-box protein At3g59000-like. The coding region runs from base 110 to 1516 and encodes 468 amino acids. Lineage: Eukaryota; Viridiplantae; Streptophyta; Magnoliopsida; Brassicales; Brassicaceae. Gene Ontology annotation, molecular function: protein binding. The record is from RefSeq and is a predicted model, not a curated record. The transcript has 4 exons.
CAACUGAAAGCCUGGGACCUUCUCCACCAUAUGCCUUUUGGCUGCUGCAUGUUUUCUCACCGAACCCUAAAUCUGAGUGUAUUGAACUUAGCUUCUGCAACAAGAUAAUAUGGAUCGUGUGAGCAAUCUACCAGACGAGCUUCUUUGUCAUAUCUUGUCUUUCUUUUCAACAAAGGAGGCUGCUUUGACAACGGUUCUUUCAAAGAGGUGGAGAAAUCUGUUUGUGUCUGGUUCUAACCUUGACAUAGAUGACUCUGAGUUUCUGCAUCCAGAAGAGGGUAAACGGGAAAGGGGCCGCAUCUUAGAUAGCUUCAUGGAGUUUGUGGAUAGGGUAUUAGCUUUGCAGUUAAUUUCUACUAUUAACAAAGUCUCCCUCAAGUGUAGAACCGGUGUUGAUGCAAACCGUGUGGAUCAUUGGAUAUAUAAUGCGUUGGCACGUGGCGUUACCGACCUUGACCUAUGCAUAGUCUUUGGAAGUAGUAGAUAUUGGCUGUAUCCAAGAGGUUUCGAGAGCAGGAAACUAGUGAAGCUGAAGAUAGGAAGUGGGAUUGAUCUUGGUUGGUGUACCGGGAGCAUUUACUUACCAAUGCUGAAGAUUCUCGUUCUUGAAUCAGUUGAGUUUUGUGCUGGUUAUAAGUUAAAGAUGCUUCUUCCUGCCUGCCCUGCGCUUGAGGAGCUAGAAAUGUAUGAUGUCAAGGGACUAGAUUCGAAUGAGACCGUGUCAAGUGCAAGCCUCAAGAACCUGAUAAUUAAAUCAAGUCUUGUCUCUUCAGGCAGUUUCUCAUUUGACACACCAAGACUUGUUUACUUAGGUUACUCGGAUUUUAUCCCGGAAGACUAUCCAUUAGCUAACUUGCAGAAUCUAUCCGAGGCUCGGAUCAACAUUAGUUUAACUGAUGAUCAAGUGGAACGAGCAAGAUUCCCUAAUGAGUAUGAUGACGAGUACGAUGACGCUGUUCGACUUGUUAAUAUGGCAAAGCUCAUGAGUGGCAUACGAAAUGUUCAGACACUUUGCUUCAACUCCACUACUCUCGAGGUGCUUUCUCUAUGCUGUGAGUCAAUGCCGGUGUUCAACAACCUCAAAGUGUUAGUUUUUUAUAGUGGCCAGAGUCGAUGGCAAGCAGUGCCAGUUCUCCUGAAGAAUUGUCCACAUCUAGAAACUCUAUGCAUUACGGGUCUUCUACAUGUUGUGACAGAAACAUGCGGAGAUGUUUGUGACUGCAUUCCCCGGGAGGAUAAAGGCCGUUCAAUCACAUCUUGUCAGGUGAAGAGAAUAGAGAUUGAAGGGUUUAUAGGAACAAUGAGAGAGACAACAAUGAUCAGUCAUUUCUUGGAGUAUUUUCCGUGUUUGGAGGAGCUACUAAUCACUGUUGAAGGGAACUGUCCUAGACAGUUCGAUGUCCCUGAAGCUACUGAUUUUAGAGCGCAGAUGUUGGAACUCUACUACAAGUCAUUGAGCUGCAAUGUGAAGCUCCAUGGGUGCGAGUCUUUGCUUAGAAAAUUGACUGCGCAAUGAAGUUGUUUACGAGGAACAAAUGUGGAGAUCUUU